Plectropomus leopardus (leopard coralgrouper) is the source of this 1161-nucleotide messenger RNA. It is a transcript of the gene hoxb1a, whose product is annotated as homeobox B1a. Gene Ontology annotation, biological process: regulation of transcription by RNA polymerase II. Gene Ontology annotation, cellular component: nucleus. Gene Ontology annotation, molecular function: DNA-binding transcription factor activity, RNA polymerase II-specific; RNA polymerase II cis-regulatory region sequence-specific DNA binding. The record is from RefSeq and is a predicted model, not a curated record. NCBI's taxonomy places the organism in Eukaryota, Metazoa, Chordata, Actinopteri, Perciformes, Serranidae.
AUGGACAACAUGAACUCAUUUGUGGAAUACUCCAUUUGUAACCGACCGGGAACCGGCGCGUACUCUGCGCCUAAAUCUGGAUACCACCAUCAUCACCAUCAUCUGCAUCACCAUCCUUUGGAUCAGCAUCAGGGCUUCCCGGUGACCUCCGGCUCCUUCCACACAGGACACAACGGCUCUCCAGCUCCCGUUAACGGGACUAGAAGUGACAGCAGCGCCGGAGGAGCGAGUUACACCGGGGAUGCGCGGCUGUACGGGGGCUCUGGAGGCGGGGGAGUGCACGGGACCACAGGGGCGAGCCAGCAUCAUCAUCAUGAGCAACAACAGCACCAGCAGACGCACAACGGCUACCAUCACCACCUCCACCAAAGCCAGAGCUUACAAACACUGCCUGCCUAUAAUAACGGGAAUAACACCGGGGCCUACGCGGGGCAGGCGUGCGCCACAAACUCGGACUAUGCUAACGCGAUUGGCCCUCAAAACAGCAUUCACCCGCAGUAUUUCAUGGAGGAGUCUGUGGCCUCCACCUACUAUCAUCAAUCAACCUUCUCCAGCGCGGCCCCCACCGUGGGCCCGAGCUACGGGGCCCUGGCCGGGGCCUACUGCGGGCCUCAGGGCGCUCUGGCUGGGUCACAGUACCCGCAGCAGCUCGGCGGGGGUCUGGACGCAGCGGGCUACCUGGGGCUGCCGCACGGGGGAGGGUACGGGGAGCUGCCGGUGUCCCAGGACAGAGAGAGGGGGGACGAGGAGGGCCAGCAGGCCGGGCAGGGACAGACUUUCGACUGGAUGAAGGUGAAGAGGAACCCCCCUAAGACAGUCAAAGUGUCGGACUUCGGCCUCGCGGGCGCACACAACAACGCCAUGCGCACCAACUUCAGCACGCGGCAGCUGACGGAGCUGGAGAAGGAGUUCCACUUCAGCAAGUACCUGACGCGGGCGCGGCGCGUGGAGAUCGCUGCCACGCUCGAGCUCAAUGAGACGCAGGUGAAAAUCUGGUUUCAGAACAGACGCAUGAAGCAGAAGAAGCGCGAGCGCGAGGGUGCCUCCGCUUCCGCGCGCUCUUCGUCCGGUACCGACGGCGGCUUCAACAAGGACCUGGAGGACACCGAUCACUCCUCCGCGUCCACGUCUCCGGGCGCGUCCCCGAGCUCGGAGACAUAG